Messenger RNA from Acanthaster planci (crown-of-thorns starfish), 3236 nucleotides. RefSeq names its product cyclic nucleotide-binding domain-containing protein 2-like. Lineage: Eukaryota; Metazoa; Echinodermata; Asteroidea; Valvatida; Acanthasteridae. The record is from RefSeq and is a predicted model, not a curated record.
GCACUCGCAGAAUUUGACGAUGCAGCUGAUAACACUCAGGCUGCAACCAUAAAUGUUUACCAUGACUAGGCAUGAGUUUCAACGUUCAAAGUUUCCACAACUCGAACGUUUGACGUUUUUAAGGCCUAAAACGUACACGUCUCUGACAAAAAGAAAACGGUAGUCGUAACUGCACAAACAGUUGAAUAUUGCGAUCACAGAAUUGUGGAAAUUCUUCAAAAUCACUGCCUCAGCUACAGAGCUAGUAGCCGGUGUACUUUCAGUUGGGAAAAGAGCCCCGCCGGACUGGAUUUCGAAGGAGGACUUUUGCCGAGUAUUCUCAGUUCCUCUUUGAUCAAAAAUCAGUGCUGCCUACAUUGAAGGUCGGCUCUGAUCCUGCUUAUAAGAGUAAAUCAAGCUGAAGGUAGCAUCGUUGUCUCACAUAACGUUUAAUCGAAAUCAUAAAGAACUAAUGAGUAUGAGGAGAGAUAUAGGCCUACAGAGAACGGUCACCUAGGAGAUAAUGACAUCAGACAACCUAUGCACAAUGCAAAGAUGCACGAUGAUACUGCCAGGCUUAAUCCCCACCGACCGGGACUGCCAAGAGAGUAAGGACCACCCGCGGCCGCCAGCCACCGUAUCGGAACUCUGGGCUGACGCAGAGGAUGAGUUCGCGGACGUCUGCUUCCGCUUUGGUCUGCUCUCUGCAGAGAAAGACUCCUUCGUGAGGGACUUACAUCCAUCGAGAUCACCCGGAUAUCAAGACAGAGGAUGCACUCACACGAAAAGAAUCAACAGGAAGAAACGAACUCACGCGCGGACAUCGUCGCCGGCGUUGCUCACUUGCCGGGACGGGGCUGCACCGACAAACGCCCUCAUCCACCCCCUGCACGGCCGCAGUCUGUUCCGGGAAAAGUCACCACCAGUGCGAAAACGCAGCGAAAACCUCGAGGAAGCCGACACACCCUUGAAGAGAUUUCGUCGAGCUGCGAGGCUACUCCAAAUUUUGCAGCGGGUAUCGAACAGCAUCAUAAGGUUCAGUCGUGACACCCAUCUACCGGAGCUAAGUUCUUUAGCAGGGUUUCAGGACGAUCUUGAUGGCUUGGGAGCUUUGCGGAACUCAGGCCUGGUGUUUGACCCAGCCUACUUCAAGGUCCAAAAAGAGGUCCAGCUUAGCACAGAAGUGAAACGAAUCCUCACCAAGUAUCCAAGCGAGCGAACCGCUGACGAGGUCCAUUUGGCUUUGAUUGCACUGAAGAAUGCUGUACAGGCCUUCGAUAAGUUCCCGAUCAAGAUGCAAGAGUCGCUGGCCAUGGUCGGUUGGUAUGAGAGUUUCGAUGACAAGCGUGUGAUCAUACGACAGGGCCACAAGGCAGAGAGUUUCUACCUUAUGCUCUCUGGCACCUCAGUGGUCACUAUAUCGUCACGUGACACAGAGACGUCAGAGCCUACCGUCCGAAGGGUGGCGUUUUUGAAACGAGGGAACAGUUUUGGGGAGUUGGCACUCAUGCACCACUCGACCAGACAAGCUACGGUGUACUGCGAGGGCACAGUAGAGCUUCUCUCCAUAGGCAGGGAGGACUUCAAAGACAUCUUUAUGCAUCGCAACGAAGGCAUGGAACCAGAGUUUAUCCGCUACCUGCGCACAAUCGACGAGCUGAAGGGAUGGCCAGUGUAUAGACUUCCACACGACAAACCUAGCGUGUGCUUGUUCACUUACUUCCGGCGAGGCGUAGUGAUAUGUAAAGACAGUAACACGUCCGACUGGAUCUAUGUAGUCAAAACGGGGACAUGCCGUGUGCUUAAGAAACUGAAGGCACCAAAACGACUAUUCAAGGCUCGAGCAGAUCUCAUGAAUGUGUUUGAAAUGACCCACUCCGACAAGCAGCAAAGUGCUAAAGUCUCAACGCGGAAGGGCAGUCACCAAUGCUGUGUCUCGCCACCGCCCCGACAAGCCAGAUCCCGGAAAGAAUCCAGCCAGUCCAGCAAGUAUGCCAGGUUGCCAAAUAUAGCACGCGAACCCCAGACAAGACCUGCUGCAUUUUCUGCUCCCAUCUUGCAAGUAGCAUCUGCAGCCUACACAAACGAAGUGGAAACACACCUCAAUGAAAUUCAAGGCAAGAUCGAUCGGUUGCAGUUGGAGCCGCAGGAGUGUGCUUCCCAGGCUGGAGAGAGGGCUGUUUUCAUUCAGGUUCAGAAACUCACAGAGCGAGAAACGUUCGGUUUACAUCCGCUCGUGUUCGGCGAGAGAGAGUGCGCCCCCAGCGUCACACUGGUGUCAGACGGAGCCGAGUGUGUCCUUGUAUCUAAGCGGUUCUUUUUGCAACACCUCAGUGAAGAUCACAAGAAGUCUCUAAGACGAACAUUGCGUCCCUACCCCUCGGAGGCGAGGCUUCAGGAGAAGUUGCAGGAGCAGACAGACUGGGACGAGUUUAAAUUGCACACAAUGCAGAAGUUAAUUGACCGACACAGCCACAAGACACCCCUGCCACACUUCUCUGUGUAACCAUCAGCAUCAUCGGGACUGCUGUACAGGCACUUUUCUACUAAAUUUCAAACUGCGAAGGGAAUUCAGAUUUCGUGUAAGGACAGUAAAUGGCUCAAUGAAGCCCAUGCUCGCUUGACACGGCGACUGCGCGUGUGGGACGCACACGUGUUGCUUGGAAUGACGAGCAAUUUUCAUCAGAAUGUGCACAAGGUCUUAGCGUCGUGCAUCUUGUGACAGUGGCGUUCGAGUGCCUUUUAUUGUCGCCGUUGAGGGCGCACUUGUGCUUGAAGCCUUCAGGGUGCAGGCCGGUAAAUAGGCCGAACACUGCUUGCGCAAGCCAAAUCACAAUUUGUAUGUACUUAAAUUCUCUAUGAAAUAGAGCAUUUUGGUCCAUGAACUUGACGAUUUGAAGAAAUGACUGGUUAAGGCAACCAAAAACAAUGCCAGCUUAUGUCUGAGUGAGAUUUGGAAGAAAUCGGUACCUGAAAACGGUCUAUUUUUGAAGAAGUGUAGGCAUCGAUUUUUCAAAAUUGGCGAGGGGCUUCACGACUGCUUUUUAGUGGUGCCCUUCUGUGAAAAACUGUUGAAAAAACGUGUUCAAAAGUCAUGGUUAAUGAAUGAAAAUUCGAUAAUAAAAUGAAAAAUCAUAAAAUGGAAAAAAAUCUAGUUGAUCUUUGGGAGGAUAGGCCUAUUGCAGGGAUGAGAUUUCUCAGCUUUUAAGCCGAUUUUAGCUUUUUUUUGUUAAUUUGGAUUUCAGCUUUUUUUCCUC